Molecule: messenger RNA, 631 nt
Organism: Catharus ustulatus (Swainson's thrush)
Lineage: Eukaryota; Metazoa; Chordata; Aves; Passeriformes; Turdidae
Gene: TXNL4A
Product: thioredoxin like 4A
Exons: 4
Coding region: 102-530 (142 amino acids)
Biological process (GO): mRNA splicing, via spliceosome
Cellular component (GO): U4/U6 x U5 tri-snRNP complex; spliceosomal complex; U5 snRNP
Source: RefSeq, a predicted model, not a curated record
GCUCCUGCCGCCGUGCCCGCCCUUCCGGUUCCCGCCCGCGCCGCCGCUGCUCCUGUCUGUGAGGGAAGGACGCCCGCGGGGCUCGCCAGCCGGCCGCCAGGAUGUCGUACAUGCUGCCGCACUUGCACAAUGGAUGGCAGGUGGACCAGGCCAUCCUGUCGGAGGAGGACCGGGUCGUGGUCAUCCGCUUCGGGCACGACUGGGACCCCACGUGUAUGAAGAUGGAUGAGGUCCUGUACAGCAUCGCCGAGAAGGUUAAAAACUUUGCUGUUAUUUAUCUUGUGGACAUCACUGAAGUACCAGACUUCAACAAGAUGUACGAAUUGUACGAUCCCUGUACCGUCAUGUUUUUCUUCAGGAACAAACACAUCAUGAUUGAUUUAGGUACAGGUAAUAACAACAAGAUCAACUGGGCAAUGGAAGAUAAGCAGGAGAUGAUUGACAUUAUAGAAACUGUUUAUAGAGGAGCCCGCAAAGGUCGAGGUUUGGUGGUAUCACCGAAAGAUUAUUCCACUAAAUACAGAUAUUGAUGUUUCUUUGGGCUGCCUUUUUUCAUAAUUCUAUGUCCACUUAAAUUUAUUUCUGUGUAUGUGUGUACAUAUAUGUAUAUUAAAAGAGAAAAACGCUACAA